AUGUCGCUCAAUCGCUGGGCCACCCAGAAAGCUCCCCGCCAGUCUUCCGAGUUCAACUGGGCCACCGACAAAGAUGACGGCAUCGUCAAGGAUUUACCCAAGGCUAGAAUCCUGCUCUACAUGCACGAAUCGGUCUGGUUUGGUGACUACAAGGUCAAGCAGUCCAUGAAUAACGUCACCCACACCAUCUUGACAUGCUUGAAAGCCAAGAGAAUGACCUGCAGAAACCGGCCUAUUGUGCUUACUGCACACAGCUUGGGAGGUCUGAUCAUCGCGAAGGCAGUAGCUUAUGCUGAUACGGGCCGCGAGCUGUACCCCGUCAUGUUUGAAGCCAUUUCCGCCGUCAUCUUCUUCGGAACUCCUCUCAAGGAUGCUACCAUUGCUUCUACCGCUGUCAUGUUCUCUCCCCUCGCCGAGAAAUAUCAGACCUUUGGUGCAGUAGCCUCCAAGUCGUUGGAAGACAUGACUCUGAGAAACAGUUAUCUCAAGGCUGUCCUAAAAGAGUUUGCCACCUUGGUUACCAAGCUCUCUCCCAAGAUCCACGUCUUCUGCUCUUACGAAGAGCAACCGAUCAACCUCGCCGAAAUGGUACCCCUGCUCAAAUUUGCCAGUUUCGUUUUUCCUCAAGGAUCAAAGAUUUUGUCACCGAAGAGUCAGCAACGCUUGAUGGCUACGAGGAACUAG
This is a messenger RNA of Neurospora tetrasperma FGSC 2508, 684 nucleotides long. RefSeq lists its product as uncharacterized. The transcript has 3 exons. The coding region runs from base 1 to 684 and encodes 227 amino acids. NCBI's taxonomy places the organism in Eukaryota, Fungi, Ascomycota, Sordariomycetes, Sordariales, Sordariaceae. The record is from RefSeq and is a predicted model, not a curated record.